Molecule: messenger RNA, 839 nt
Organism: Venturia canescens
Lineage: Eukaryota; Metazoa; Arthropoda; Insecta; Hymenoptera; Ichneumonidae
Product: prefoldin subunit 4-like
Exons: 4
Coding region: 140-553 (137 amino acids)
Biological process (GO): protein folding
Cellular component (GO): cytoplasm; prefoldin complex
Source: RefSeq, a predicted model, not a curated record
ACUAUAGGACCUCUCUCUUGCUUCUUAUUCCUAAUAUAUAUAAUUAUACGGAACGAGAUCUUGUAUGUCGAUUGAAUAUACCAUUUUAUGGAAAAGUAUUCUUAUUGACAACAUUUUCACAACAGGAACAUAUUGAAAAAUGGCGGGAGGUAAAAAUGCCCAGGCAGCGUUUCAGCCAGAUUCUGACGUUCACAUCUCGUAUGAGGAUCAAAAGAAAAUUAAUGCAUUCGCAAAGCUAAAUGCUCAAAUGGAUGAUUUGAAGGAAGAGCUCAAAAUUAAGCAGAAUGAAUUGAAGAAUCUGGAAGAUACUUGUGACGAGUUGGAAUUGUUGGACAAUGAUGAUGUAAUUCCCUACCACAUAGGAGACGUUUUCAUAAAUCAAGGUCUACCCAUAACACAGGCAUUUCUUGAAAAAGCUAAGAAGAAGAAAAACGAAGAAAUUUUGGAACUGGAGGAGAAGUGUUCGUUUCUAAAAGGCAUAAUGAGCGACUUGAAAACCCAGUUGUACGCUAAAUUUGGUAGUCACAUAAAUUUGGAAGCAGACGAAGAUUAAGGAAAUCCAAUGACUUUAUCCAUCUAUUUAUACACGAAUAUAUAAAUUCACAGGCAAAUCGUCCAUUUUUAUCUAUCAUGAUACUGGAAAACUAUAAUUAUUAUUAAGAUUUAUCAAAAGAACGAGAGGCAGUUGAUUUUUUUUUAUCUGCAACUCAACCGAUUAAUAUUGCGCCCUAAUUUUCCGCUCUCACCAUCAUUCGUCUUGUAUUAAUCGACGUUAUGGUGAAAAACGCAUGUAUGCAAGUGAUUAACUCACGAAAUAUAAAAUAAAUCAUUUACAUAAA